CAGUGGGAUCUUGUAUGUAGUCGGUCGGUUCUUGCACAAUCCUCACAAACCGCUCUAGUGCUGGGCGUGAUAAUCGGUGCAGUUUCAUUCACCAUGAUAUCGGAUAAUAUCGGUAGAAAGCCGGUAUUCUUUGCUUCACAUUUCUUCAUGGUGAUCGUCGGUGUGGCUGUCACACUUACCGACAAUUAUUACGUCUUUCUGUUUUUGAGGCUUUUGACGGGUGCUUUCCAGCAGGGCAUCUUGUUGUGCGGUUUCAUAAUGGCGUGCGAGUUGUUCUCGGCGAAGCAUCGAACGUUUGCGGGCACAGUGGGUGAGGUCACCUGGGGCGUAGCUGCAUCCAUUCUGCCCCUCUUUGCCUGGGCCUUCCACAAUUGGAUUCAUUUUCAACUUUUCAUCAGUUUGACUGGAUUGCUGGUUCUUCCGCUUUAUUGGUUGGUUCGUUGUUCGGUGAGAAUCAUUUGGUUGUACGCCAACAACCGCAUUGACGAAGCUGAAAAAAUAAUCAAACACGCCGCCAAACUCAACAAAAUCACCUUCCCGGACAAAUUCUUGCAGCACCAGGCACUUGUGCAGAAACAUGGAAGGAGGUCGAGAACAACGUCCGAAUCAGCUGAUAAGGUGACGUCGAAGAAAGAACAACAAAUUGAUCAAAAAGUUCAAACUGAAUUAAAAGUGAAUCCAACUUCAAGAAAUGAGAUGGUAGUAACGUUGGUAUACUACGGACUGAUCCUGACCACAGCCCAACUGGCAGGCGACAGAUAUUUGAACGGAUUCUUCAAUGCGCUCGUUGAGGUUCCGGCCUAUCUGACUUCAUAUUUUGCACUGGCCAAAUUUGGAAGACGCAAGCCUUUGAUGGCGUAUUUUGCCAUAGCCGGAUUGCCCCUUUUCAUAUCGCCGUUCAUCCCCAAGCAGACGGAAGUGCUGAACAUAAUGCUAUACCUGGUCGGGAAGUUUGGAAUCACCGGCGCGUUUGGAAUCGUCUUUCUCUAUGCUUCUGAAAUGUUUCCCACUAACCUUAGAGGGCAAGCUCUUGGAAUUUGCUCGAUGGCAGGCAGAUUAGGAAAUUUUAUCGCUACCUUCGUCUCAUACCUCAUUGAGAAACAUCCGAACGUACCAAGCUUGGCAUUCGGCAGCCUCUCCAUCAUUUCAGCCUUCCUCGUCUUCUUACUGCCUGAAACUCACAACAGACCUCUGCCUGACACCAUCGAAGAAAUUGAAGCCUGGAAAGAGAAGCCGUCCAAAAUUCACUGCUGGACAGGUGCAAAUGUGGCCGACAAGAAGAGUAAGGAUCUUGAAGAAGAUUGA
This is a messenger RNA of Helobdella robusta, 1305 nucleotides long. RefSeq lists its product as hypothetical. Gene Ontology annotation, biological process: transmembrane transport. Lineage: Eukaryota; Metazoa; Annelida; Clitellata; Rhynchobdellida; Glossiphoniidae. Gene Ontology annotation, molecular function: transmembrane transporter activity. Gene Ontology annotation, cellular component: membrane. The annotation marks the transcript as partial. The record is from RefSeq and is a predicted model, not a curated record. The transcript is spliced from 8 exons.